Messenger RNA from Venustampulla echinocandica, 459 nucleotides. RefSeq names its product Histone H4. NCBI's taxonomy places the organism in Eukaryota, Fungi, Ascomycota, Leotiomycetes, Helotiales, Pleuroascaceae. The record is from RefSeq and is a predicted model, not a curated record. The transcript is spliced from 6 exons. Gene Ontology annotation, molecular function: structural constituent of chromatin; DNA binding; protein heterodimerization activity. Gene Ontology annotation, biological process: nucleosome assembly. Bases 1 to 459 code for a protein of 152 amino acids.
AUGGCGCCUUCCCAUUCGACCCCGUCUUCUCGCGGCAUUGCAACCCCAAAGUUCCACCGACCAAGUGUUGGUGGCAAGACUGUAUCGAGCGGCAAGGGCGUCGCGAGAGCCUUGGAUGGCAGGGGAUUCGGCGGGAGAGGGCUGGGGAAGACUACCCAUCGACGACAUAAUAAAAUCCUUAAGGAUAACAUUAUGUGCAUAACCAAGGCUGAUAUACGACGCAUGGCACGCCGUGGAGGAAUCAAGCGCAUCUCUGGAGCCAUCUACGAAGAUGUUCGCCAAGUACUGAAAAACUAUCUCGAGAUUAUGCUAAGGGACUGCGUGGCAAUUUGUGAACACUCCAAGAGAAAAACCGUAACUGUGACCGAUGUCAUUUUUGCGCUCAGGCGACGGGGUCGUCCCAUUUAUGGCUUCGACCAAGACACAUUUAAUGCUACUAAGAAGCCAUCCAGGCCAUAG